CCCUUGUCUGCAACGUGUGCGCGGUCUCGAGCCACAAGCUCUCUCUUUCCUUUUCACCGCCCGAAGCAGCGUUCAAAGCACGCUGCCACGGAUCUCAGGACCUCCUCUCCCUGGCCUCGAAAAUUUCCCGGCCUUCACGACCGGUAGAGGGUUAAAUUUUAACACGUUUCUCCUGCCAUGUCUGGCCUGGCACCCGCUCUUCGCCAGUUCGUCCGCGGUUCCUCCUGCAAGCGUCCUAUAACGACUUCAACAGCAUGGACGCGUUCGUACUCGGCACCCACGUACUCGCAGCAAGUAUCGGAUGUCCAACAAGCUCUGUCGGAGGCCGUCCCUCAGUCCUCUGCGGCCCCGCACAAGGUCCCUGAUGUUGGCCUUAAAACCGUACGCGAGAACAAGUUUGUUACCCCGGGGCGCUUUUCCGUAAAGGCCUUCGAACAACACCGAUUCCCCCGUAAACCUCCAUAUGUCGGCCCCGAUGCAAAGACCUCCCGCUACAACGAUGCUUUCUACCAGCUCGGCAUCGAUCCUCUGGACGAGUGCACGAAUGCACGCCUGCUAUCGGACUUUGUGACUGAGAUGGGCAAGAUCAAGAGUCGCGCAGUGACAGGUCUGACCUGGCGCUCACAGAGACGACUCUCCAAAGCCAUCAGACGAGCGAAGAUGAUGGGCGUCAUGCCAAUGUUGAGCAAGAGGACCAAGUUGCCCUUCUAAAGGGCGAGACGGAUCUGGUCCAUAAUUGAAUGUCCUCAGAUCCUCGAGAACCCCGUCUGGAUCUUAAAUACCACCAUCACCUCGACCGGUACCAGGGGUCCCGGAACUUAGAAUAACGGUCCUCGUCGCCGUCCCCCUUUGUACCGUCUGGGCCAGACAUUGACGAUCGUGAUCACUCUGACGUACAAGAAGUAUUUCACCAGAAAUACGCAGUCGCACGCUAAGCCCCGAAAUUACACCAGCUAGAGUUCACUUGCAGGGGCUUGCUAUCAUGGGACACUGGAUGACUUCCCGUAAGCAUUU
Molecule: messenger RNA, 1014 nt
Organism: Gloeophyllum trabeum ATCC 11539
Lineage: Eukaryota; Fungi; Basidiomycota; Agaricomycetes; Gloeophyllales; Gloeophyllaceae
Exons: 4
Coding region: 178-711 (177 amino acids)
Biological process (GO): mitochondrial translation
Cellular component (GO): ribosome; mitochondrial small ribosomal subunit
Molecular function (GO): structural constituent of ribosome; small ribosomal subunit rRNA binding
Source: RefSeq, a predicted model, not a curated record